Molecule: messenger RNA, 600 nt
Organism: Capsicum annuum
Lineage: Eukaryota; Viridiplantae; Streptophyta; Magnoliopsida; Solanales; Solanaceae
Exons: 3
Coding region: 1-600 (199 amino acids)
Source: RefSeq, a predicted model, not a curated record
AUGGUUAGUCCUUUAGAAUUUUAUGGCAAGUUUUCUGCUAAUGUUGGUCCUCCUUGCCCUGACCCCAUCUUGUAUCGAAAGUUGGUUGGAAAACUCAAUUAUUUGCAGCAUACCCAACCUGAUAUCUCUUUUCCUGUCCAACAUCUUAGCCAGUUUCUUCACUAUCCUAGUAUGCCUUAUUUAGAGGCAGGUUUUCAUGUAUUACGUUACCUGACUGGUUCUCCUGGUUUGGGCAUUCUCUUGAAUAAUUCUGAUGAUUUUUCACUCACUGGUUUUUGUGACUUUAACUGGGCUAAUUAUAUUCAAACUAGAAGAUCUAUCACCAGUUUCUACAUUUUAUUUGGAGGAUCCCCUAUUUCGUGGAAAUCCAAGAAACAACCCACAAUUGCUCUUUUUUCUACCGAGGCCGAAUAUAGGGCUCUUCGAAAAAUUAUGGCAGAAAUUUUAUGGCUGCUGGCUGAUCUUCUCACUAAGUCGUUAACUGGUGUCCAACACAGGAGUUUGCUUUCCAAGCUGGGUUUAGGUUCCAUCUUGAGGGGGGAUGUUAGGAAUGGGCCUAUACAGUUUCGCGUGCAGAUGAAGGAAAAAAUGAAAGAUUAA